GGAAUGUAUGAGGCCCAAUAUAUUCCACGACUCUUCUCUUUCCAAACAGACUAAAGCUGUUUAUUGCGCAAUUGAGACGUAAAUUGUGUUUUUUAUGAUGAUAUAAUUGUUUUAAUUUAUGUUUCUUUUGCAAGAUUCUUUUGGGGUUUUCAUUUAUGCUUGUUUUGCAAGAUUUUAAUGCCUUUUUGAUAGGCGUACGAUUUUUUUUUCAUUUUCAACAGUACGAUAACUUUGAAAUUCAAAUACGAUAAUUCUCUUUCGAUCACCUGGCAACACUAGCCGGCCAAUACUGUCAAAAAGGCAAUAUGUUCACCGACAAAGUUGUCCUAAUCACUGGCGCCAGUUCUGGAAUCGGCGCCGAAACUGCUUUGGAGUUUGCCAAAUUAAAUGCAUCUCUAGUAAUAACUGGAAGGAACCAGGAGAAUCUGUCCAAAAUUGCCAACCAAUGCGAAGAUAAUUCACCAGCUAAACACAAACCUCUCGUAGUUGUCGCUGACAUGACGAAUGAAAACGAUGUCAAGAGAAUUAUAGACGAAACUAUAAAAAAGUUCCAAAAACUUGAUGUUCUUGUGAAUAAUGCUGGUGUGUUGGAAUCAGGAACAAUAGAGACAACUUCGUUGGCGCAAUAUGACAGAGUCAUGAACAUGAACGUCCGCUCACCUUAUCAUCUCACGACUUUAGCGGUGCCGUAUCUUUUGCAAACUAAAGGCAACAUCGUCAACGUGUCGAGCGUGACGGGUUUACGAUCUUUCCCGAAUGUUCUUGCGUACUGCAUGUCGAAAUCUGCUUUGGAUCAGUUUACAAGAUGUGUAGCUCUCGAGCUAGCACCUAAAGGAGUCAGAGUUAAUGCUGUUAACCCUGGAGUGAUAACCACUGGUUUGCAUAAGAAAGGAGAGGGCAGCAUGAAUGAUGAGCAAUAUGAAGCUUUUAUAAAGAAGUGCGCUCAAACGCACGCUUUGGGACGACCUGGAGAUGCGAAGGAAGUAGCGUCAGUUAUUAUUUUCUUGGCCAGUGAAGGUGCUAGUAAUAUUACUGGAGCAACUCUACCCGUUGAUGGAGGACGCCAUGCUAUGUGUCCUCGUUAAUUAUAACAGGUAAAGUUGCCUUUCAAGUUCAUUGUGAUACGAGAUUUAUGUAACUUAUGGAAACAUAAUUAGACAGCAUAUUUUAAAUAAUGUACUUGAUGUAUUUUCUCCUAUUGUUAUUUAAGUUAAAGGUGUUGGUGGUCCAACCAAUAAAUGAUAUUUUAGAUAUUU
Messenger RNA from Cydia pomonella (codling moth), 1256 nucleotides. Its product is annotated as 3-oxoacyl-[acyl-carrier-protein] reductase FabG-like. Gene Ontology annotation, molecular function: oxidoreductase activity. The transcript is spliced from 2 exons. The coding region runs from base 306 to 1085 and encodes 259 amino acids. The record is from RefSeq and is a predicted model, not a curated record. Lineage: Eukaryota; Metazoa; Arthropoda; Insecta; Lepidoptera; Tortricidae.